AACGAUGUCGUAAUCCCUGAUUCCUUCUUCAAACCAUUUUAGGGUUUUGUCUUGCAGCCCCAAACUAAAAAUGGCAUUUCUUGGGACCCGGAUCCAAACGACAACACGGUUCAACCUUUCACCCGGACACAAGUUCCUUCGGAUGUCGAUGGCACAGGGCAAAUCCAAGAGACCCAGUUGCCCAUCUUGUUCCAAACCCUUACGAACAUGUCUCUGCUCUCGAAUCCUUAACCCGGGCAUCGAUAAUUCGGUGAAUGUAACCAUUCUACAGCACGCGCUAGAGUUUAAGCACCCGCUUAAUUCUACUAGAAUCGCUAGACUUGGCCUCAAGAAUCUCUGCGUUGCAACUGUUUCUGAUGUUAAUUUUGAAGCUCGGUUCGUGAUUCGGUUAAUAGAUCCGAAUUCCGAAUCGGAUUCGGUUGGAAAUGUGCCAAAUGGUUUGUUCUCUCAUCAGUCUUGGGAAAUUGGUGAGACCCAGAAGUUAGUUUCUGAGAAAGGUUCUAACUUGAUUGAUAGUGCUGGAAAAUGUGGUUUGCAAAAUGAUAUUGGAGAUAUUCAAAGUCCUCCUGUUCCUGCUGAAGUUGUGAACCGAGUAAGUAUCAUUGAUGGCGUAGUGGUGAAUGAUGAAGUUGAGAAAAAUCUAAUUCAUUCAAAUUGUGAUCUAACUAGAGUUGUCCAUGAAAAGAAUAGAGGGCCUGCUAUUACUGUUGCCAUUGGCAAAUAUGGUGCUAUUAGCUCUCUGUCUCAUAUUUGGAUGCAACAAUGUCAAUCCCCCAUGUUCAGUUUUAACGAGAUUUUGGCUUAUCCUGAAGCUUGUGAAGCACUCUCAAAAGGGUUUUUGGUGAAGAAGUUGCAAAGGAAGCAAUUGGACAGGGGCAUUAACUUGGAAGAAUAUGAAGAAUUUGAGCUUAAGGUUCCUCCUGGAUCAGCACUACUAUUUCCUUCUGAUAAGGCUGUUAAUAUUAGCGACCUAGAUGCUAUUGGGUUUGAGGUGAAGAACUUGAUUGUUCUGGAUGGAACAUGGGCUAAGGCAAAAAGAGUUUAUAGUGAAAACCCUUGGUUGAACUUUUUGCCGCAUUUGAAAUUAGAAGUGAACGGGAUGAGCUUAUACAGUGAUGUGAGGCAUCAGCCUAAGGCUGGUUAUUUGUCAACCAUUGAGAGCAUUGUAUUAGCCUUGAAAGCAGUUGGGGAGAAUCACGAGGGCUUGGAUAAUCUCCUGGAUACUUUUGAGUCCAUGGUUGGAGAUCAAAGACGCUGUAAAGAUGAGAGACUGAGUAAACUCUUUCCCAGUUGAGGCCCUUUCUUCUUUUGAUUGAACAACUUGAAACAAGUUGCUUGAAUCCAAAGAAAAUAUUUGGAGUAAAUUAUGAAUCAUGAAACUUCUUAGUGUUUUUGGUCCCUGUAUCCUUUCUCUGCAUGCAACACAUGAAUUCCACUGGAUUAUCUGCAUGUAAUAUGUAGUUAUGUACGGAGAAAUUAUACUCUCAAUGGUUUAAUUGGAAGUAUACAGAUUAUUGCUAUGCCACAUCUGCUACAUACGGGUAGGAGCAGACUUAAAUAAAAUGAUUAGUUACUGAUCGAACUAUGCUAUUAUUAAGAGGGUGGGAGCUGUAUCAAUGUUUUGGCACAAUGCGUGAGAUAUAUAAUGAGGUAUAAAUGUUGGGAGAUAGAGGGCAAGUUACACAUAUCCCAAAUAGAUCCUAGUACAAUGGUAGAACCAACUUGUAAGUAUUCCCUCUUCCAUUUGGAAAAUAUGGAACAUACUUGUCUGCAAGAUGUUCUUGAGUAAAAGGAAGAGCACGGUGGGGAAUUUGUUAUGGGAAAUUCUCUCCAGGAAAACAUCGAGCUGUGAAGUAUUGAUGACAUGCGAGGCUAUCCGGGUCCAUGAAAGACUAGUGUUAGAUACUUAGAUUGUUAACUUUGGGUAAAGAAUACAGUAGGAGGAUGGAAUAGAAAAUUCCUUCCUUAGAGAACUAACUAGAGGAGUCAAUAUCUGAGAACUAACCAGAUAUUGGGCAACAGAAGUUGUAUUCCAAUUAGGAGUUGUAGUAUUAUCAUAAUCCAGAAACUUCAGCCGCAAGGCAGGCACAGGCCCAAGUGUCUUCCAGAGUAACAUUGUGGAUGAUAGGAUGGUUAUCAAGUGAACUAUAGAUGCAAAACCAUACUGAUUGCAUUCCACCUGUGAUGGAGAGACGGGAAUUUUGGUGCAGACCUCUUACAAUGGUAGCGGUACAGAAUGAAAAAUCAGUCUUUACUGAAUGCUGUUCCCCAAGAACUACGACCUUCUCUGUACUAGAAUGCAUCCAACAGAUGACAGAUCCACAUUCCACUCCACUGGCAAAAAUUUAGCAUAACCGCAAAAGGUUUUGAUAAUUACACUGUUCCUACACUUGUAAUAUGUUUUUUG
Molecule: messenger RNA, 2407 nt
Organism: Gastrolobium bilobum
Lineage: Eukaryota; Viridiplantae; Streptophyta; Magnoliopsida; Fabales; Fabaceae
Exons: 2
Coding region: 71-1294 (407 amino acids)
Source: RefSeq, a predicted model, not a curated record